Molecule: messenger RNA, 897 nt
Organism: Amphiprion ocellaris (clown anemonefish)
Lineage: Eukaryota; Metazoa; Chordata; Actinopteri; Pomacentridae
Product: histone H1-like
Exons: 1
Coding region: 33-641 (202 amino acids)
Biological process (GO): nucleosome assembly
Cellular component (GO): nucleosome
Molecular function (GO): DNA binding; structural constituent of chromatin
Source: RefSeq, a predicted model, not a curated record
GAACACUUUGAGAUAAACAGGGACAGAGAAAUAUGGCAGAAGAAGCUCCAGCAGCUGCACCGGCUAAAGCCCCGGCCAAAGCCCCCAAGAAGAAGGCGGUCCGGUCCAAGACGGACGGACCCAGUCUCCCGAAGCUGAUCAUCGCCGCUGUGGCCGAGUCCAAGGAGCGGAAGGGGAUCUCACUGGCUGCGAUCAAGAAGGUGCUGGCGGCCAAGAAGGUGGAUGUGGCGAAGUCCAACAAACGCAUCAACACCACCGUCACCAAGAUGGUCACCAAGGGGGUUCUGACCCAGACUAAGGGCACCGGAGCCUCCGGUUCCUUUAAGCUCGCUAAGACGGAGCCCAAAGCCUCCAAACCGGCCAAGAAGGUGAUCAAGAAGAAGACUCCCGUUAAAGCCAAGAAACCCGCCGCCGCCGCCGCCAAAGCUAAGAAACCUGUCGCGGCCAAGAAGGCAGCAGCUAAGAAGACAGCGGUCAAGAAGUCCCCGAAGAAGGCAGCAGUCAAGAAAGCUGUCAAGAAGACGCCGAAGAAGAGCCCCAAGAAGCCCGCCGCUAAGAAGCCCAAAGCUGCAGCCAAGAAGCCCGCAGCCAAGAAAAGUGCAGCCAAGAAGCCUACAGCUAAGAAAGCUGCAAAGAAGUGAAGCUGCUUCAUCUCCACUCACUCAUAAGCAAAGGCUCUUUUCAGAGCCACCACAGUCUCCACUAAAGAGCUGCUGCCUCACUCAUCACUACAUCACCACUCUCACAAUACAUUCAUUAGAUUACAUUCAGAACUUAAUACAUUUUUGUGAAAAUUUAGUCGUAUUAAGGAUUUUCACUUGUUCUUUUCUCAUGCAUGUUUUGUAUCUUUCCACCAUUUGAGUCUAUGAAAUCAUUAAAGCCUUAAUCUCAAAAUUG